AUGCCCCCAUGCCGUCGGGUAAGGAGCAACCCAUAUCUAAUGUCAGAGCGCCGGCUGCAGCUCCUUGAGCAGAUAUGGGCAAGGCAUGAAGCCCGGAUCGCCACGGGGCUACCUCCGAACGCGGUGGAUCCAGUGGAGGAGGAGGAAGAGGAGGACGCGGAGCAGGGGAAGGAGCUGGAGGAGGACAUGGGGAACGUUGGGGAUGCAGAUCUGCAGGCGGAGCAGCAGGUGGUCCUUGAUUCCCUCUGGUCGGAAUCGAAGGCGGAGGCCAGCUGUCGUCGUCUGCAGGAGGCGGAGCACGUCGCGGAUGUCGACGAGAUGCUCGGGUAUAUGGAUGAGGAGGAGCUGAAGCCCUCCUACAUACCCAUCUACCUAGCGCCUGGCACCAACGUUGUGGACAUCUCCGGCGAUGAAGCGUAA
This is a messenger RNA of Aegilops tauschii subsp. strangulata, 420 nucleotides long. Lineage: Eukaryota; Viridiplantae; Streptophyta; Magnoliopsida; Poales; Poaceae. The record is from RefSeq and is a predicted model, not a curated record.